AUCAAGAUGGCGACUUACUGAAGCGCUCCAUGCUUAAUUGUUGAUAAAACAUAUAUUGUUAUUUUACUGAGUACAAUUAAAGUACGAUGAUUAUUAUUUUUAUUUUUUUAUUCGGUGUCCUCAAUGAAGGAAGAACGUUUCCGUAAGAUGUUUGCAGAUUUUGGGACACUUACGGAUUGUACAUUGAAAUUCACCAAACAUUGUAGAGUUCACACUUUUGGAUAAGUAGGCUUCAAGACAGAGGAGGGUGCAUAGAAAGCUAUGAAACAUUUCAAGAAAGCUUUGUUACUGUGACGGCUGUGUGUGUGUGUGUAUACAUGGAGUGGCGGCCAACAUUAUUAGAAACCUAGUAUUUUUACCAUUUAAAAAUGGUUUUAAGUCAGUUGUUUCUAUAUUUAGCUGUAGUAUGUCAGUAGUAAAUAUCUAAAUUUCCAAACAUUCAUUUUUGCCAUUAAUUAUAAUAAUUGUAAAUAAUUAAAUCCAUUUUUUAGCUGGUGAAAAUAGUGUUCUAAUAAUUUAGCUGAGCACUGUAUAUUUGAACAUUUGUCUUUAAAUUCUUCCUCAUAAUCUGUCUGAAUAAGGUGGAAUUCUGCACAGAUAUUGAGACCCAAACAAAGCCAGACCUUGGAGCAAACACACACUUUUCAGCCAUCAUCAAACAAAGCUACUGAAGAGCUACAGCUACAGAAUAGAGUCACUUUUUCUUUGUUUGCACUAAUCUAUUCCCUUUGGUUUCCAAACAGUUUUAUUGGAUGGUCUCAUUAAUUGUUUUUUUUCCUGUUAUUAAUUUGUAUGUUUUCAUUAAACUGCUUCGGAACAAUGUAUAUUGUAAAAAGUGCAAUAUAAAGAAACUGAAUUUAUGCUGUCACUCCAUCUCCACAGAAGCAGAAUAAGCCUUUGAAUGUUCUUGGAGAUGUAAGUAUGUCUCUCUUUGCAUGACAUAAAUAAUACUUGAAUAAAUAUGCAGACAUUGUAUAAAAUGCCAUUAAGAAUCCUCAGCUUGAAAAAGACUUGAGCUUCCACGAGUUCCUCUCUGUGCACCAGAAAUGCACACAGGUGACACUGCAGAAGCGACGUCUGUUGGAGUUGAAAAGAGGAUACUGAUAAUGAAGCCUUGAAGGAAGAUCUGUCUGAUAUGGAUUAUCUUCAUUCCAAAAUUGUGGAGAAAUCAGACACGGUGGACGAGAAAGAGAUGGAAGAGGCAGAUGAUGAAGGAAAAGAAGGUGACAGUGCUAAAGCUGCUGAUAAGAAAGAGGAGGAGGAGCAAGAGUCCCCAGACAGUGCUUAUGAAAGCGGGGACAAGGCCAGUAGCACAAGAAAAGCACAAAACCAGCAGCUCAGAAUAUGAUUGAGCUGAGCACAGAGUUCACAGUCAAGCUACGAGAUGCAAUGUCACAGAGAGCCUCAAACAAAAGCUGCAUCUGCUGAGAACAGUGACUCAGCUAAAAAGGAAGAAGAGGAGGAGGAGGAUGAGGAAGACACAUUUUUGCCCGGCUCGACUCUCAUCAUUUUAAACCUCAACUUUAACACAUCAGAGGAAACAUUGCUGGAGACAUUUUCUAAAUGCGGUGUGGUGAAAAGCUGCACAAUAUCAAAGAAGAGUGAUAAAGCAGGUAAAUGAUCUUCAAUGGGUUAUGGCUUUGUGUGAUACGAAACUCCAGAGGCAGCACAGAAAGCCAUGAGACAGCUGCAGCAGUAUAAAGUAGAUGAACACCAGCUUGAGCUGAAAAUAUCAGAAAGAGAAGUCAAGUAAAUGUGGUGCAGCCAAAGAGAAAAAAAGCAAACUGCCAGGAAACAGAUGACCUCGAAGAUCCUGGUGCGAAACAUCCCCUUCCAGGCCACGGUCAAAGAACUGCGAGAACUCUUCUGUAUGUUUGGAGAACUGAAGACCGUCAGCCUGCUAAAGAAAGGGAUCGGUGGAGCUCACCGUGGUUUUGGCUUCAUUGACUCCCUCACUUAACAGGAUGCCGAGAAAGCUUUCACAGCGCUGGGUCACAGUACCCAUCUUUACGACAGGAGGCUGGUGUUGGGAGUGGGCGGAUGCAAGGAGACUGUGGAUGACUGUGCACAGCACUUUCCAUGCAAAUCUGUGCACAAAUCUGUCCUCUCGUCGACUCUCUCAGCUGCUCCUAAGAAGCGGAGGAAGGCGGAGGUGUUAGAGGGAAUCUCGGAGCAGAUGGAGGUCGGGGAGGAAGACGUGGCGUGAAUAGCAGCCGUCAGUCAGCUCCAGCAUCAAUAAGAGAGUAAAUCAUCCAGUGGAACUCCAUUUAUCUCUAUUAUGACACCGUCUUAAACAGCUGCUUCACGGUCUCUUCAGGAAUUCUUCCUUUUGGCCCCAGAUGCUCCCAAUUAGCUUUUUAUUAUAUGCUCAUACAUCAUCUCUGUUAUUGCUGUCAAUGUAUUAAACACAGCGUCUCCCCGCAGACCAACUCUGGCUGAAGGUGAGCUCGGAUGACAGGGUCCUUUUGAAAAGAUGCCGAAAGGCCACGUCUGCUUUAGCUGUUUUUAAUCGUCACGGAGGGCGACACGGCUGACAUUGAAGAAUCACGAUAGUGAUCGACCAAAAUAUCAACUGGAAAUGUUUCCUUUAACAUCAUUUUAUUGUAGUCUGUUCCUGACUUUUUUUUUUUUGCACUGUUAUAUAAAAGUCCAGUGUGUCUUCUCAAUCUAUUGAAGAAAUGACAAGUGCUUUUAGAUUUUUGGGAUCAUAAUGUAUUUAUUCAUGUGACAGUAAAUCAUUGUGUCUGAAAAUGUUCCUAUCUUAGGAUAAGUCAUUACACUAGAAACCUCAAUUUGUAAAAUGUGCUAUUUGUACAGUCGAGGGCAAAACAGUCUUGGUCUACACAGAAGACGCCUUGCAGACUACAUAGUGGGCAUUCUAGUGUACCGCAUCUGCAUGACAUCAUCAUGUGAUUUCAAAUCAACCUAUAAUAUUAUCUGUUUUGAAAUUUCUAAUUUGCUUCGUCAUUUGUUUUCUGUUUUAUUAAAGUGUUUGUUUAUCCAGAAA
Molecule: messenger RNA, 3007 nt
Organism: Carassius gibelio (silver crucian carp)
Lineage: Eukaryota; Metazoa; Chordata; Actinopteri; Cypriniformes; Cyprinidae
Gene: rbm19
Product: RNA binding motif protein 19
Cellular component (GO): ribonucleoprotein complex
Molecular function (GO): RNA binding
Source: RefSeq, a predicted model, not a curated record